Messenger RNA from Triticum turgidum subsp. durum (durum wheat), 1590 nucleotides. NCBI's taxonomy places the organism in Eukaryota, Viridiplantae, Streptophyta, Magnoliopsida, Poales, Poaceae. The record is from the annotation of a GenBank genome assembly.
AUGGGCAUGAGCGGACGCGGCGAGGCGGCGGAGGCGAGCUCGGCAGCCAUGACGGCCUCCUCGGCGCCUCUCCUCCUCCCUCGCGCCCCCGCGCCGACGGCGCGGGACGAGGUGCGGCGGCAGGUGGGGCUCGCGGCGCCGCUGGUUGCGUGCAGCCUGCUGCAGUACAGCCUGCAGGUGGUCUCCGUCAUGUUCGCCGGCCACCUCGGCGAGCUCCCCCUCUCCGCCGCCUCCGUCGCCUCCUCCUUCGCCAACGUCACCGGCUUCAGCGUCCUGCUAGGAAUGGGAAGCGCGCUCGAUACACUGUGUGGUCAAUCAUAUGGGGCAAAACAGUAUGAUAUGCUGGGGACGCAUGCCCAGAGGGCUAUCUUCGUUCUUAUGCUUUCAAGCGUUCCGCUGGCCUUUGUAUUGGCUUUCACUGGCCAAAUUCUUACUGCUCUUGGUCAAAAUCCAGAGAUAUCAUAUGGAGCUGGAACUUACGCCCGGCUGUUGAUUCCUGGUCUUUUCGCAUACGGCUUGCUUCAGUGCCUUACCAAGUUCCUGCAGGCCCAAAAUAUUGUACACCCACUGGUAGUUUGUUCUGGGGUGACGUUGAUAUUCCACAUUCUGCUGUGCUGGUUCCUUGUUCAGAGUUCCGGUCUUGGCUACAGAGGUGCAGCUCUGGCAACCUCGGUAUCUUAUUGGUUCAAUGUGAUAUUGCUAGCACUGUAUGUUAAAUUCUCUGAAGCUGGCAGAAGGAGUUGGCAAGGAUGGUCAAGGGCGGUGUUAAAGGAUGUGAACUUGUUUUUAAGUCUAGCCAUUCCAUCUACAUUUAUGACCUGCUUGGAGUACUGGGCAUUCGAGAUGGUGGUUCUCCUUGCAGGUUUUCUUCCAAAUCCAAAACUGGAAACUUCAAUUUUAUCCAUCAGCUUAAACACAAUGUGGAUGGUUUAUACAAUUCCAAGUGGCCUCAGCAGUGCAAUAAGUAUUAGAGUGUCCAAUGAAUUAGGCGCCGGGAAUCCACAGGCAGCACGUCUAUCAGUUCUUAUUUCAGGAAUUAUGUGCCUAGUAGAAGGCCUUCUUGUAGUUAUCAUCACAGUUUCUGUACGAGAUGUGUGGGGUUAUUUGUACAGCAAUGAAGAAGAGAUAGUAAAGUAUGUAUCCAUAAUGAUGCCAAUUCUCGCCACUUCUAACUUCAUGGAUGGCAUACAAUGCACGCUAUCAGGUGCCGCUAGAGGGUGUGGCUGGCAGAAAGUAUGCUCCUUCAUCAACCUAUGCGCUUACUAUGCUUUUGGUAUCCCUUCAGCUGUUAUUUUUGCAUUUAUUCUGAAGAUCGGCGGUAAGGGACUUUGGCUGGGAAUCAUAUGUGCUAUGGUAGUGCAAAUAUUAGCUCUGCUUGUGAUGAUGCUUCAUACCAACUGGGAUAAAGAGUAUUAUCUAAAAUUUAAGCUUCAUAAAAUUGCUGCUGGGAAGGACCAGCUUACUAGCUUACACAGCAGGGCAGGACAUAGCCAUAGCAGUGUCGGGCCAAAGGGGGAAUGGAAUGCACCGAUGAAUGCAGCAUUAGUCUUUGUAAAUUACUGCCUUUUAUGCUCUGUGACAAGAAAAUAA